Messenger RNA from Spodoptera litura, 1419 nucleotides. RefSeq names its product thymidylate synthase (gene Tyms). Gene Ontology annotation, molecular function: thymidylate synthase activity. Gene Ontology annotation, cellular component: mitochondrion; cytosol. NCBI's taxonomy places the organism in Eukaryota, Metazoa, Arthropoda, Insecta, Lepidoptera, Noctuidae. The record is from RefSeq and is a predicted model, not a curated record. Gene Ontology annotation, biological process: dTMP biosynthetic process.
AGUUCUUAUGACGUUUACUACCGUUUACCGGUUUACCUUUUUGAGUUUCAUUUUAUAAGAUAUUAAAGUUUAGAUAUUAAAUAAAAGUGCUUAAUCCUAUAAUAAUCAUUCAGUAUGGGUAUCCUAAACAAUCUUCUUGCAGAACAUGACGAAUAUCAGUAUUUGAGAUUGGUACAAAAGAUAAUCCAAACAGGUGACAAGAGAGUCGACAGGACAGGCGUCGGAACUCUAUCUAUUUUCGGGGCUAUGCAAAGGUAUUCCCUCAAGAAUAACACCCUGCCUUUACUUACUACUAAACGAGUAUUUACCAGAGGUGUUAUUGAAGAGUUACUCUGGAUGAUAUCUGGCUCAACUGAUGCUAAAGUACUUUCUUCCAAGGGUGUGCACAUCUGGGAUCCUAAUGGAUCGCGACAAUUUCUAGACAACUUGGGAUUUACAGAUAGAGAGGAAGGUGACCUGGGCCCAAUUUAUGGUUUCCAAUGGAGACAUAGUGGAGCUGAUUAUGUUGAUUGUAAAACUGACUACACAGGUCAAGGAGUUGAUCAAUUGAAGAAUGUUAUUGAGACAAUUAAGAAUCGCCCUGCAGAUCGACGAAUGCUGAUAUGUGCAUGGAAUCCAUCAGAUUUAAGCAAAAUGGCUUUGCCUCCAUGUCAUUGCCUCGCUCAGUUCCAUGUAUCAAAUGGCAAACUAUCUUGUUUGCUGUACCAAAGGAGUGCAGAUAUGGGUCUGGGAGUUCCAUUCAAUAUUGCCAGUUAUUCUAUCCUCACACACAUGAUUGCACAUAUCACAGGAUUGGAGGCUGGUGAAUUUAUUCACACAACAGGAGACACCCAUGUAUACUUGAAUCAUAUAGAACCCUUGAAGGUACAGCUACAAAGAACUCCUACAGAAUUUCCCACAUUAGAGUUUGCCCGCCAAAUCAAUUCUAUUGAUGAUUUCAAAUAUGAAGACUUCAUCAUCAAAGGAUACAAGCCACAGCCUAAAAUAGAUAUGGAAAUGGCUGUUUAGAAUAUUUUACAAAAUAUGUAGUAAGUAAUGCACUUGGUCCUAGUUAUAGAUAUUGUCUUAAUAUAAAUAAGAAACAUUUUUUAAGAAGCCAAUUAAUAUAGUUUUGGUUCUAAGAAGUAUUAUUGCAAAAUGGCAAGUAAAAAUUUAAAAUCAGUAUUGCUACUUGCUUAUGGCAAUAAUUGUCUUCUUUCCUGAUUAUAUUUUCCUGUGAAAUGCUGUGUAAUUUUUUAAAGGAAAUAAUAAUGAAAAAAUUAGGUAUUUCAUGAUUAUUGCUUAUUGGUUGAACUUAUUGUUUACUGGAACAACUAACUAUGAAGCAAAGUUUGUAAAUUGAUAAUAAUAUGUGUUUAUGUAGCACCUGUAGAUAAUAAUUGUAUGAAUUCGAAAUUAAGAUUAAAAUUAAGAAAUUCA